Eimeria necatrix is the source of this 1158-nucleotide messenger RNA. Its product is annotated as AAA family ATPase, putative. The transcript is spliced from 8 exons. Lineage: Eukaryota; Apicomplexa; Conoidasida; Eucoccidiorida; Eimeriidae. Gene Ontology annotation, molecular function: ATP binding; ATP hydrolysis activity. The record is from RefSeq and is a predicted model, not a curated record. The coding region runs from base 1 to 1158 and encodes 385 amino acids.
AUGGCUGCAGAAGGUGACGCCAUGUUCCUUGAGCCAGCCUAUGCCGCUGGAGUAUUUGCUGCUGCUGCUGCAGCUGAACUGCAGCAGCAGCGUGGACUGCCGCUAGCAGCAGCAGCAGCAGCAGGUGCUGCUGCUGCUCCUCUGAAGCUGCUGCAGCAGCAGCAGCAGCAGCAGCACCAAUUGUGCGCUGGGGAGCUGCAGCAGAUCUGGGGAGAAGCCGCAUGCGUGCUUUCGGCAGCAGCAACAAAAACGGCAGCAGCAGCAGCAGCAGCAGCAGCAGCAGCACCUGCUGCUGCUGCUGCUGCUGCAGAUAAAGAAGAUGCUGCUAGCCUGCUGAGUCUCCUUGCAGACAUGGCUUGCAGCAGGCGGGAGGCGCUGCAGCAGCAGCAGCAGCAGCAGCAAAUGAACCUGAAAGCAGCAGCAGCAAAUCUCUCGCAGUUUGUCCUUGGGGGCCCCUCAGCAGUUCAGCUGCGGGAAGAAACAGCAGCAGCAAUGCGCUGCAUAGCUCACUUAGCUAAGCAGCAGCAGCAGCAGCAGCAGCAGCAGCAGCAGCAGCUGCAGCAGCAGCAGCAGCAGAUGGCUGCUGGUCGUGCUGCUGUCCCUGCUGCUGCGCCUGCUGCAAAGCUUGCGCAGCUGUACCCCCUCCAAGCGUAUCCGCAGCAGCAGCAGCAGCAACUGCAGCAGCAGCAGCAACUGCAGCAGCAGCAGCAACUGCAGCAGCAGAUACUCCGGCCAGCAAUAGCAGCAGGAGGGUUUGGGACUGCCAUGCACGAGCUGAAGCGGCGGCGCGCUGAAGGACUUCCAGAAGCAGCAGAAGCAGUUGAGGCCCUGGAAGCAGCAAAGGGCCAAACCCUAGCUCAGGCGAGGUGGCAAACCCUAAACCCUCAUUCCCUGUCCUCCCCCUCUUUAAUCUUCAUUGACGAAAUAGAUUCUCUACUCGGAAAAAGGCGGGAGAGGGAAGAUGAUGCGUCUAUCCGGAUGAAAAAUCAACUUCUGCAGAUGAUGGACGGAUUGAGCAGCAGCAGCAGCAGCACCAUUAUUGUUGUGGGCGCCACCAACAGACCAGAUAUGCUAGAUGACGCAGCAGUGCGGCGCCUGUCUCGGCGUGUUUUGGUGCCGUUGCCCGACGAGGAUACGAGAGCAAAAAUUAUCCGGUAA